UUUGUUAUUGUUUCGGGUUUGUGGAGCAACGGAGCCCGAGGAGGACAGUGCCACUGAACCGCUGGGGCUCUCACCGUGUUCGAUUCCGGUGUCCGGUCGAGAGGAGGCUGUUCUCACACAGAGAGAGAUAGAUAGAGGGAGAGAGAGAGAAGUGUCUGCAACAACAAAGAGUAGCCGGCCUUUGUUUGUGUUGCCAUGGAGACGGAUUGGCGAGUGGAGUUUCGGAACGUGGGCUGCAGUUACUUUCCUCAGAGCAGAGUCGAGUGCCACUACACACUGAGGUCUUGGCACAACUGGGCCAGCAGUGACUGGAUAGGGCUCUUCAAGGUGGAAUGGACAUCACUGAAGGACUACCACACAUUCGUGUGGGCACUAGCCCCGGCUGACUAUCAAGAGGGCACAGAUGUCAACUGCUGUGUGCAUUUCCAGGCCUCUUACCUUCCCAAGUCCAGCUCCCAAGAGUAUGAGUUUGUCUACAUUGAUGCUAAGGGAGAAGUGUGCUCCCGCAGCUCCAAAUUUACAUUCUCUGCACCCAAGCCACUGGAAGAUCUGGUGACCCUUGAAGAGGAGUCCCAUGAAGAGGAAGGAGGCACAGGCAUGCUGCUGGUUAUACCCAGGGCUGAACUGCUGCAGAGUCGACUGCAGGAGUGUCUGCGAGAGCGGGCCGAGCUGCUGCAGGUGCAGGAGGCGGCAAGCAGGCAAAUGGAAAAAGAAAAGGACGAGCACAGGAGGACAAGGGAGAACUGGGACAGACGAUGCACGGAGCUGGGAAGGGAAAUUUCCAGGCUGCAGAGAGAGCUGAGGCAGAGUCGAGAGCAGAUCAAGGAGACGGAGAGGAAGCAGAAGGAGGAGCAGGCUCUCGGGGAAUCACUGGCCCAGGAGAAAAGUGCUUUAUUGGAUGCGAGGGAGUCGAGUGAAGAGCGAAUCAAAGAGCUGGAGGAGGACAUCAAAAUCCUCACACUGAGAACGGUGGAAAGAGAGACUGAUGCGGAAAGGAUGAAGGAAAGAGCAAAGAGGGCAGGAGCUCAGAGGAAAGAAGAAGAGAGCGAGAGGAAGAGCCUGCAGACCAAGCUGGAACAGACAGAAGGAGAACUCAGAAGUUUGUCGAAGGAGUUCCAGGGUCUGAGGACCUCACUGGCCCAGAGAGACACCAGUGUCCUUCAGCUCCAAAACACCAUCACCACUCUCACACAGAAACUCACCACUGCACACAGGAAAGAGGCGGCGAGCGAGGCCGUACUGAAGGAGAUGCGCAGCCUGCGGGAGCGUCUGAACACCAGUGAGCGCUCCGCCGAGGGCUUGAAGUGUGACCUGGGCAUCAUGGUGGCCAACAGGGAUCACGGGCAGACCGAAGUGCAUCAGGCUCGUCUGAUGGCCGCGCAACUCACCCUCCAGCUGGCAGAUUCCAGUCUUGCGUUGAGAGAGGGAAGAGCCCACUGGACCCAGGAGAGGCAGAGUCUGCAGCGUGCGACUGAGAAGGAUCACGAGCAGCUGGAGAAACUCAAUUUGGAGUUGCAGAGGAUGGAGGAGAGGCUGCAGGAGGAGAGGAUGGAGAGAGUGAAGCUGGAGGUGGAGCUCGGGAGAGAAAAGGAUUGCAACCGGGUUCAGCUGAGUGAAACCCGCAGGGAGCUGCAGGAGCUGAAGACCAGCCUGAGGGUCGGCCAGAAAGAGAAGGAGCAGAUAAUGGGAGAGAAGCAGGAGCUGAUGGAGUACAUCUGUCAGCUGGAGCAGAGGAUGGGAGCAGUGUCCGGUGCCAAGUGGAGCGCUGCCCUGAUCGCCUCUACAGGGCGGGCCGACAGUGUGUUAUCUGACUCCGAGGACGAGAACCCAGAGGCCCUGCAGCCCCUCCGUCCCCCGAGACCUCUAGGACACUACAGCCUGUGUGAGCAGGGCCGGCCCGACUCCCUGCUCCUCGCCACCCCUCCUCCCUCCCCUCGGGAGAUGGAGAGGAGCGCGGUGGUCAUCAACCAGCCGGCUCCUCUCUCCUCGCCACGCCAGGCCAAUGCUGACACGCUGACGCACAGCUCGGAUUCGGAAGAGGAAUCCGAUCCAGUUCAGUGUGCUACUCACAUCUCUGGAGAGGAAACAGCACUUCUGCUGCCCGAGCUCACAGACGCCGUCCUCAGUGACCUGGCCGACACCUCGCUGUGGUAACCAGUGGAGCGUCCGGCCGCACCCCCGACCAGUGACCCGAGGAGCGGAGGGGAGCGAGCGUGCUGCCGCAUAACCUCCACACUACUUCCUGCUCACAAGCACACACACAGCUCGCUCAUCACCACACAGAGACAAAUAUGAAUAUGCAAUUUUACAUAGUAUCUGCCGUGAUCCCUGUUUCCCCCCCCCCCCCUGCUUGGCUGUUGUGUUAUCGCCCCUUUGCUGUUUCGUUGUUAGGAAUGACAUAAUGCAUGUGGUGGCGGGUCAACACCGAGUUUAUGACUGACAUAAGACCGUGGCGUAGUUUGGAACGACGGGCUUUUAGGCGGCGGGCUCUGGCGUUUGAGAGUUCGCAGGCUGUAGCCGAAUGAUUCCUGUUGAAUCAUUGCGAUGUCGAGAGCUUUACGACGGAUGUUAUGUCGUUUUUAUGACAUUUGUGAUUAGGAGUCAUGACAGGCACUGUAAUUAUGUUUUGUGCAGGCCCCGGCUCGGCGGAAAAUCAUGGCAAAACUCUCCUCCGGCAUUCAAUUCUCCGCAGCAGCUUUGAACACUAUUCACGGCGGAGCGUAAAGUAAUGAUACAGCAUCAUGCUCAAAUUAUAUUGCAGUAAUGUAGGUCUAUGACAUCAUAUUUCUCCUCCAUUUACUCAGAACUAAGAUUUGAUAUGCACUUUCUUGUACGCAUUAGCAGUUAAUUGUCAUGCAGUUGCAGUUCAGGAGAUUUAGUGAUGCGGGGGGGGGG
Messenger RNA from Limanda limanda (common dab), 2895 nucleotides. RefSeq names its product calcium binding and coiled-coil domain 1a (gene calcoco1a). Lineage: Eukaryota; Metazoa; Chordata; Actinopteri; Pleuronectiformes; Pleuronectidae. The transcript is spliced from 15 exons. The coding region runs from base 196 to 2154 and encodes 652 amino acids. The record is from RefSeq and is a predicted model, not a curated record.